Messenger RNA from Charadrius vociferus (killdeer), 2147 nucleotides. RefSeq names its product peroxisomal biogenesis factor 5 (gene PEX5). Lineage: Eukaryota; Metazoa; Chordata; Aves; Charadriiformes; Charadriidae. Gene Ontology annotation, cellular component: cytosol; peroxisomal membrane. The transcript has 15 exons. The record is from RefSeq and is a predicted model, not a curated record. The coding region runs from base 1 to 1803 and encodes 600 amino acids. Gene Ontology annotation, biological process: protein import into peroxisome matrix, docking. Gene Ontology annotation, molecular function: protein binding.
AUGUUGGUGGCUGUGGUAUCCAAACCGCUGGCAGUGGCCACCGAAGAUGAGCUGGUUGGAGAGUUCCUGCAAGCACAGAAUGCCCCUUUACUGUCCCGUGCACCCCAGACCUUUAAGAUGGAUGACUUGUUGGCUGAGAUGCAAGAGAUUGAACAGUCAAGCUUCCGACAGGCCCCUCAGCGAGCUCCAGGUGUGGCAGCCCUGGCACUGUCUGAAAACUGGACCCAGGAAUUCUUGGCUGCAGCAGACAGCGCUGGUGAUGUCUCUUCAGAUUACAAUGAGGCUGACUGGUCACAGGAGUUCAUUGCUGAAGUGACAGAUCCGCUAUCUGUGUCUCCUGCCAAGUGGGCAGAAGAAUAUCUAGAGCAGUCAGAGGAGAAACUGUGGCUUGGGGAAUCGGAAGACCAGUCUUUGGCGGAUAAAUGGUAUGAGGAAUAUCAACCUGAGGAUGAUCUUAAGAAAACUGUUAGUGAUUUUCUUUCCAAAGUGGAUGAUCCAAAACUCAAGAAUUCUGAGUUCCUAAAGUUUGUCCGCCAGAUCGGAGAUGGGAGGGUAUCGAUCGAAGCUAAUCAGGUGACCCACAGAGACCAAGAUCAGGCAGAGCAAUGGGCAGCUGAGUUUAUACAGCAGCAGGGGGCAUCCGAUGCCUGGGUGGAUCAAUUUGCGCGAUCUGGAAACAUGUCAACUCUUGAUACGGAAUUUGAGCAGGCAAAGACUGCUGUGGAGUCAGAUGUGGACUUCUGGGACAAACUCCAGGCGGAAUGGGAGGAGAUGGCCAAGAGAGAUGCAGAGGCUCACCCGUGGCUCUCUGAUUAUGAAGACCUCAGCUCCUCAUCAUAUGACAAGGGUUACCAGUUUGAGGAAGAUAAUCCCAUGAGAGAUCACCCAGAUGCGUUUGAAGAGGGGCGGAAGCGCUUGGAGGAAGGUGACCUCCCCAAUGCCGUCUUACUCUUUGAGGCUGCAGUGCAGCAGAAGCCAGAUCAUAUGGAGGCCUGGCAAUAUCUGGGAACCACCCAAGCAGAGAAUGAACAGGAGCUUUUGGCAAUCAGUGCCCUCAGACAGUGCUUGGAACUGCAGCCUGGGAACCUCACGGCACUUAUGGCUUUAGCGGUCAGCUUCACCAACGAGUCCUUGCAGAAGCAGGCAUGUGAGACUUUGCGGGACUGGCUACGCCAUAAACCGGACUACGCUCACCUGCUGGAGAAGGAACCAGAGGAGAGUGCCUCGGGGACAAACCUGGGCCCUCCCAAACGUGUCCUAGGUUCCCUGUUGUCCGACUCACUGUUCAUGGAGGUGAAAGAGCUGUUCUUAGCAGCUGUGCGCAGCAACCCCUCAACUGUGGAUCCUGAUGUUCAGUGUGGCCUGGGUGUCCUUUUCAACCUUAGCGGCGAGUACGAGAAGGCUGUGGAUUGCUUCAGUGCUGCACUCAGUGUGCGCCCCAAUGACCAUCUUCUAUGGAACAAGCUUGGUGCCACCCUGGCCAAUGGGAAUCGGAGUGAGGAAGCUGUGGCUGCGUAUCGUCGGGCGCUGGAGCUCCAGCCAGGAUACAUCCGCUCUCGCUACAACUUGGGCAUCAGUUGCAUCAACUUAGGUGCCCACCGUGAGGCUGUGGAGCACUUCUUAGAGGCUUUGCAUAUGCAGCAGAAGAGCCGAGGUCCGCGGGGGCAGCAAGGCGCUAUGUCUGACAACAUCUGGAGCACCCUCCGCAUGGCCCUCUCCAUGCUGGGGCAGAGUGACCUGUAUGGGGCAGCUGAUGCCCGUGACCUCCCCACACUGCUUCAGGCAUUUGGCCUCCAGCAGUGACUCCUGGAUGGGCUCCCCUGUGAGUGCAGGGUUGGCCCAGCCCAGCAGUGACCUUCCUUAGAGAGAAAACGUUCACUAAGGUUCACACAUAUCUUUGCUCUGGUAGGGCAGAUCAUUGGCAACUGUUUUUUCACGGACCUCCCACUGAAGUGUGCAACUUCCCUACUUGUCUGUUGUGGCCUGAGCAUCUCUGAGCGGUUCGUGUUAUCACCUCUGUGAUUAACUGAAACUCUGCUGGUAGGCAGAUGAUCAAAUUGGGGAAGGCAGCAGCAUCCAGCCUUCUUGCCAGACUGCAUUUGCAGUAAUGCCCAGCUUGGCUAUGAGGCCUUACGAUAGCCAUUCUG